Molecule: messenger RNA, 4120 nt
Organism: Xenopus laevis (African clawed frog)
Lineage: Eukaryota; Metazoa; Chordata; Amphibia; Anura; Pipidae
Gene: grin2d.S
Product: glutamate receptor, ionotropic, N-methyl D-aspartate 2D S homeolog
Exons: 12
Coding region: 20-4120 (1366 amino acids)
Source: RefSeq, a predicted model, not a curated record
GAAGUGAAAGUCCUUCGAGAUGUGUUUGCUACUUGCUGUGAAUAUUGCCUUCAUGCCCGCUGCUAGGAUGCUAUUUUUGAUGGCCCUGGCAUGCGCCAGUCCAUUUCUGGAAUUUCGAGAAGAAAGUCCAAGAUCUCUCAAUGUAGCCAUCAUUUUUAGUGGAACAUCUUACCCACCCGAGAGUGCACGCUUUGCACCUUCUACUUUUCGGAACUUCUCCAUGGAAGUGAAUCCAAUAUCAGUGAUUCUAAAUGACACAAACCCCCGCAGCCUUAUCCUGCAAAUCUGUGAUGUCCUCUCCAGCCUCCGUAUCCAUGGGGUUGUCUUUGAAGAUGAUACCCGAACUGAAUCUGUUGCUCAGAUACUUGAUUUCAUCUCUGCACAAACAUCUAUGCCGAUAAUUGGCAUAAAUGGCGGAUCUGCAAUUGUACUAACACCCAAGGAGAAAGGUUCUACCUUUUUGCAGUUGGGUGCAUCUACUGAGCAGCAACUACAAGUCAUCUUUGAAGUCUUGGAGGAAUACGACUGGACAUCUUUUGCAGUAAUCACCACUUUGUUUCCUGGAUAUGAGGACUUUGUGGAUUACAUAGAGUUGCUGACAGACAGCAGCUUCAUUGGUUGGGAAAAUCGAGGAAUCUUGACCCUUAAUUUGACUGAUGACCCCAAUGGUUCCAAAUUAAAAAGACAGCUAAAAGAGAUUACAGCUCAAGUGAGACUUCUUUACUGCUCUCGAGAAGAAGCUGAUGGAGUCUUUAAGGCUGCUAGGGAGGCUGGGUUAACUGGACCAGGCUACAUAUGGUUCAUGGUGGGAACCAAUUUAGGUGGUACAGAUUAUAUGCCUGAGCACCUUCCCGUUGGACUUUUUACAGUCUUAUCUGCUGGAUGGAAAGAUGACCUUCACCACAGAGUACAGAAUGGAGUGUCAAUAAUUGCUAAAGGAGCUGAGGCUUUGUACAAGGAUUUUGGAUUUAUACCAGAAUUCAACAAUGAUUGCAGGGCGCCCAACCGCACUCACAUGAAUGAGAAUCUACACAGGUAUUUCAAGAACAUCUCCUGGGGUGCAAAGGAUUUUUCUUUUAAUGAAGAUGGCUACCUCAUUAAUCCAGCUCUUGUAGUGAUUGCACUCAACAAAGAGAGGAACUGGGAAGUGGUUGGAAUCUGGGAGCAUGGAGAUCUACGGAUGAAAUACCCUGUGUGGUCCCGUUAUGGGAAGUUCCUGCAACCUGUGGAUGAUGACCAGCAUCUUACUGUCGCUACCCUAGAGGAACGCCCCUUUGUUAUUGUUGAAGGUGUGGACCCAGCAACAGGAACCUGUAUCCGGGAUUCUGUACCCUGCCGCAAACAACUUAACAAAACUGACAACCACUUGACAGAUCCAAUCAUUUUCGUCAAACAGUGCUGUAAGGGUUUCUGCAUUGACAUCCUGAAACGGCUUUCCAAGACCAUUGGAUUUACUUAUGACCUGUAUCUAGUAACCAAUGGAAAACAUGGAAAAAAGAUUGAUGGUGUGUGGAAUGGCAUGAUUGGGGAGGUGUUUUACCAGCGGGCUGAUAUGGCCAUCGGAUCACUCACUAUAAACGAGGAACGCUCAGAGAUCAUUGACUUUUCGGUUCCCUUCGUAGAGACAGGAAUCAGUGUCAUGGUGUCGAGGAGCAAUGGCACAGUAUCCCCAUCUGCAUUUUUAGAGCCGUAUAGCCCUGCUGUCUGGGUCAUGAUGUUUGUCAUGUGCCUUACCGUGGUUGCUGUGACUGUUUUCAUCUUUGAGUAUUUUAGCCCUGUCGGCUAUAACCGGAGUCUUUCCACAGGCAAAUGUCCUGGUGGCUCCAAGUUUACUAUUGGCAAAUCAAUUUGGCUCCUUUGGGCACUGGUAUUUAAUAAUUCGGUUCCAGUGGAAAAUCCUAAAGGCACUACGAGCAAAAUCAUGGUUCUUAUCUGGGCGUUCUUUGCAGUCAUAUUCUUGGCUAGCUACACUGCCAACCUGGCUGCCUUUAUGAUCCAAGAGGAAUAUGUAGAUACAGUGUCUGGACUCAGUGAUAAAAAAUUCCAGAGACCUCAUGAACAGUACCCGCCUCUCAAAUUUGGCACUGUUCCCAAUGGCAGUACUGAAAAGAACAUCCGCAGCAAUUACCCAGAUAUGCAUGCCUACAUGAUCAAAUACAACCAGCGGCAUGUGGAGGACGCCUUGCAAAAUCUGAAGACUGGGAAACUGGAUGCAUUCAUUUAUGAUGCAGCCGUUUUGAACUAUAUGGCUCGAAAGGAUGAGGGUUGUAAACUGGUUACCAUUGGCAGCGGAAAAGUAUUUGCUACAACAGGAUAUGGAAUUGCUUUACAGAAAGGCUCAAAGUGGAAACGGUCUGUAGACCUUGCAUUGCUUCAGUUUCUAGGAGAUGAUGAGAUUGAGAUGCUGGAGAGACUAUGGUUAUCAGGAAUUUGCCAUAAUGAUAAAAUUGAGGUGAUGAGCAGCAAAUUAGACAUCGACAACAUGGCUGGUGUAUUCUAUAUGCUUCUGGUUGCUAUGGGAUUGAGUCUUCUUGUAUUUGCUUGGGAGCAUCUCAUAUACUGGAGGCUUCGACACUGCAUGAGGCAUUCUGGGAAACUGGAUUUCCUGUUGGCAUUUAGCAGGGGCAUGUACAGUUGUUGUAGUGAUGUAGAUCCAAAGGAUUCAGAUCAACAGCUUCCUACACUGAAUCACUGUUAUCCAUCGCAGAGGUUACCAGCCUUGCCCAACUCAACUGUUCUACCACCUCCACUGCCUUCAGCACCGUUGCCAUGUUCUAACUUCAUUCCAAGAGAAAGGCGCGUUGUAGAGAGGUGGCGCCAUGCACGAAGUCCAAAUUGCUACAAAGAUAUUUACACACCAACUCGCCCUGUACAUGACCCAAAUAAUAAAGUGGCUGCUCCAAGACUUCCUCAUAAAAAUACAUUCUCUGAUGGAUUUCACCGUUACUAUGGACCAAUUGAGCCUGAAGGACUAUCAGAUCAUUUGGUUGAGUCAGGGCAAGCAUUUGGCAAAGAUAAAAAGAUGGCAUCAUGCCAAAUGUCACCACAAACACAAAGGGAACAUUUCUUGGAAAACCCACCCUCCUAUUUUGCAAUUGUACGUGAAAAAGAUGCCCCUGAACCACCAGGAUGGCAGUCAAAAAUUUCCAGAGGCCUUUAUGAUAACUACCAGUCAGGAAAGGAAAGAACACCAAAGUCCACAGCUGGAGCACGAGGCAGUCGAACACCAGAAACUACAACAAAGAAAUUUGAUCAUUUGGGAAGCAGCUACCAAUCAAAGGGUGCAUGUGACAUCGAACGAGAGGUUUUUAGUAGUGGAGGACCCAGUAGCAAUAGCAAUCGCACCAACAAAGCUAGUGUAGAUUUAUUUGAUAAACCCCACUAUAGUGGCCAUACAAGGUUCACCUAUGAAGAUGAGCGCAGCUGUGGGAGAGAUUGCCAUCAUCACAGAGAUGACAUGGACUUAGAAUCCCAGCCUUUACUGCAUAAAAAAUCCAGUCGUUCUCACAUGUGCAGAAGUCACUCUCAUCCCUUAGUUAUGGGUGCCAGUCAAAGCAAAUAUGCGGACCUUUCAGAUUCUGAUUCAGAUGUAUGUGAGAGAGAACCUACUUGUGUAAAAACAGAAAUGGGACAUAAUUGCUGGUAUUCACCAAACUAUUUCUGCACUUAUCCAUCUAGAGAACGUCAAGUGGCAUCUGCCCCACGCAAGCCAAUGAGGUACUGGUCUGUAGAUAAGUUAGGCAAGUAUCAUCAGUUAAGCAAAGAGUAUGUUCCAGGCACAUGUCAUGGCUCUUGUUAUUGCAGUAGCUUAGAAAUGCUGCAACCUCACUGCCACAAAGAGCCAAGAUACUUUAGCUGCUCAGAUGAAAAACUUGAACGACGGUUAGACUGGGAGCACUUUCAUAGUGGUCACUGCUCCUUCCUUCACCAUCAUCACCACUCCUGUGACUUAGCUCCUAUUCAUCCCACGUCACGAAGUUUAGAGGACCUCAGCAGAUGCCACUUGAGGUGUCACAGGCACAUCGUCUCGCCAGAAUUCAAGCCUAGAUCAAGCCACAGGGGAGCCCUUUAUAAAAGAAGGGGUUCUGCACACUUCUCCAGUUUGGAAUCAGAAGUAUGA